This is a messenger RNA of Emys orbicularis (European pond turtle), 1569 nucleotides long. It is a transcript of the gene INSM2, whose product is annotated as INSM transcriptional repressor 2. The record is from RefSeq and is a predicted model, not a curated record. The coding region runs from base 1 to 1569 and encodes 522 amino acids. The transcript has a single exon. Gene Ontology annotation, molecular function: RNA polymerase II cis-regulatory region sequence-specific DNA binding; DNA-binding transcription repressor activity, RNA polymerase II-specific. Gene Ontology annotation, cellular component: transcription repressor complex; nucleus. Lineage: Eukaryota; Metazoa; Chordata; Testudines; Emydidae. Gene Ontology annotation, biological process: neuron differentiation; negative regulation of transcription by RNA polymerase II; regulation of cell cycle process.
AUGACGCCUUGGCAAACAAUAGGCGCCUUUAGGUAUAAAUGCACCUCGGGCAGGCGGCGCCGCGAUGCUCAGCGCUCCUGGGGGGCUGCAGGCUCAGCCCGGUGCCCUGGCCCUCGCCACCGCCCCGCACGCGGGAAGAUGCCCCGGGGGUUUCUGGUGAAGCGGAGCAGGAGGGCGGGCGGCUCCUACAGGGUGCGCCGCCAGGAGAGGGACCUCCAGCAGCCUCUACAGGUGCCCCCCGCCCAGGAGCCCCCUCUGGCCGCGGGGGCCGGCCCACCCUUGUCCCCGCUCCCCAAAGCCGCCCGGGAGGAGGGGGAGCCGGUCGCCCCGCCGCCGAGCCCGGAGCCAGCUCCUGGGAUAGCCAGUUGCCGGCCAACUCCGCCCGAGGGACCGGCCGCCUGGGGUGCGGGGGGCGCCUGCAGCGCGGCGGGGCUGAGGAAGGCUUUCUUCGAGCGCUGCCUCAGCUCGCCCGCCUCCGCCGAGUCCUUCCCGCCCGCCGAGAGGCUCCUGCUGCCGCCCCGCACGCCCCUCCCCGCGCCGGGCGGCCGGCUGGCCCAGGAACCGCUCUGCCCGGCGCUGAAGCGGCCGCCCCGGGCCAAGGCGCCGGCCAAGAAGCCCAAGGCCCUGCGGAAGCUCAGCUUCGCCGACGAGGUGACCACGUCGCCUGUGCUGGGGCUGCGGAUCAAGGCGGAAGGGCCGGAGGGCAGGGCCGGCCCCCCCGCGGGCGGGCGCACGCCGCUGGGCGAGUUCAUCUGCCAGCUGUGCAAGGAGCAGUACGCCGACCCGCUGGCGCUGGCCCAGCACCGCUGCUCGCGCAUCGUGCGCGUCGAGUACCGCUGCCCCGAGUGCCACAAGAUCUUCAGCUGCCCGGCCAACCUGGCCUCGCACCGCCGCUGGCACAAGCCCCGCCCCGCCGCCGACGGCCCGGGCGCCAAGAAGCCCUCGGGCGCCCCGUGCCCCUCUGAGGGGAAGGAGAACAGCAGCGAGCCGCGCCCCGCAGCCCCAGAGGGGCCGCGCCAGCCGCCGCCGCCGCCCGAGCAGGAUCAGCACCCCAGCGCCGCGGACAGCUCCUGCUGCCGAGACCUGAAGCCCGCCGGCCAGAGCGCCCUGUGCGGGGCGGGCGGCGAGGGGCUGAGGGUGGCGGCCCCUCCGGGCCCGAUCCCCGGCGGCAACGAGGUCUUCGUCUGCCCCUACUGCCACAAGAAGUUCCGCCGCCAGGCUUACCUGCGCAAGCACCUCAGCACCCACGAGGCGCCCCGGCCCACGGCCUACAGCCCCCUGGAGCGGGGCCAGAUCACUUUCCCCUGCCACCUGUGCGGGGCUCACUUCCCCUCGGCGGACAUCAGGGACAAGCACCGGCUGUGGCACGCCGUGCGGGAGGAGCUGCUGCUGCCCAUGGUGCAGCCCGAGAGCAGUGCCACGGAAGGGGAGCAGCAGAUCUUCUCCUGCAAGCACUGCCCUGCUACCUUCUUCAGUUCGCCGGGGCUCACCAGGCACAUCAACAAGUGCCACCCCACGGAGAACAGGCAGGUCCUUCUGCUCCAGAUGGCGGUCAGACCAGGCUGCUAA